Drosophila yakuba is the source of this 515-nucleotide messenger RNA. Its product is annotated as cx9C motif-containing protein 4. The record is from RefSeq and is a predicted model, not a curated record. Bases 236 to 466 code for a protein of 76 amino acids. NCBI's taxonomy places the organism in Eukaryota, Metazoa, Arthropoda, Insecta, Diptera, Drosophilidae. Gene Ontology annotation, cellular component: mitochondrial intermembrane space. The transcript is spliced from 3 exons.
AAAUUAGAAGUGAUGUUAAUUUUAUUUGUUGUUAUUUAUGCAAUAGUUAUUUAUUUUGCUUUUAUAUAUUAAGUUUUCAAACACUCUACCCAGCUGACCGUCGCGCAAUCUGGCAACCUUGUUUGUGCACUGUGAAUGACCAGAACCGCCAAGAGGAAGAAGCAGCACACUUGUCAAGUAUUUUUCACAUAUUGGAAGAGCGAUUUAAAAUCGUAGGAAUUUAGGGCAGGAUUACAUGUCUGACACUCGCAAGGAUCCCUGCAAAGCCAACGCCUGCCGCAUACAAGCCUGUCUGACCAAGAAUCACUACCAGGAGGACAAGUGCUUGGAUGUCCUGGAGGCAAUGCGCCAGUGCUGUCUAAAGUGGCAUAAGGAAUCGCUUUGCUGCAGUGGAAUCGAUCUGGAGAAGACCUACCUACCAGACGCAUCCAAGCAAAAGAACCCGACCGGCAAGUCGAACAAAUAAUGUCCACACCGCAGUAUAGGCCUCCGAAGGAAAUUCAAGACUUGCUAGA